Molecule: messenger RNA, 456 nt
Organism: Zygotorulaspora mrakii
Lineage: Eukaryota; Fungi; Ascomycota; Saccharomycetes; Saccharomycetales; Saccharomycetaceae
Exons: 1
Coding region: 1-456 (151 amino acids)
Molecular function (GO): protein dimerization activity
Source: RefSeq, a predicted model, not a curated record
AUGACUCGUAUCAUUGAGAGGAAUGUGAAAACGGAAAGGGAAUUGUACCUGGAAGAGCUUAUCGAUGCUGACAUUGAUUAUCUCGACUAUUGGCUAGAUACUCAAGACAGAUAUCCUAAUCUUUUUAACUUGGCUAUGUCCCUUUACCACAGAAAACUCUCAACAGCAGACGUCGAAAGGUGUUUCUCCAUUAGUAAAAGAGUACUAGAGAACAGGUUUUCACUCUCAAGCACCAAUUUGAAGUGCACUAUGAAUCUUCGUAAUCGAUUGAAGUGCUUCGGACUAGGCAACAACUUGCCCCUGGUGAAUGAUAUACCGUUUGAGCAAUGGAUAGAAGACGAUGAAAGUGACAUGUAUAGAGUUGGGAACUCGAUGUUUUUUGCGUCCGAGCGUAAUGAUGACUGCGAGCCAAUUUUUGUCGAAUCGGAUUCUGAUUUUAUCGAUGAACUCGAGUAA